This is a messenger RNA of Podarcis raffonei (Aeolian wall lizard), 1274 nucleotides long. RefSeq names its product glutamine amidotransferase class 1 domain containing 1 (gene GATD1). The record is from RefSeq and is a predicted model, not a curated record. NCBI's taxonomy places the organism in Eukaryota, Metazoa, Chordata, Lepidosauria, Squamata, Lacertidae. The transcript is spliced from 8 exons. The coding region runs from base 153 to 881 and encodes 242 amino acids.
GCCACACCUGCCUCUGGCCCAUCUCCCUCAGCUGGGGCCGCACGCACCAUGGCGCCUGCGCAGCGCAGCCUGGCGUAGCGGAGGGGGGAUAGGCCUCUCUGCCUGCACUCCAGGCGCUGCUAGGCUUCCCCACCUCCGCCGGCCGGGAGCGCAUGAGAAGGCGGCCGCCGCCUGCUUCCUCUUUCCCGCGGGGAGGCUCCGCGGACGACGAGGCCGCCAUCAUGUCGGAGAGGCUCAGCAAGCCGACGUGCCUCAUCGCGGCCAGCGCGGCCGCAGCAGGGGUAUCUGCUGAUUCCUUCCUUCACUCUUUUACCCUGGCAAGCUCUGCUUUUAAUCUACAGGUUGCUACUCCAGGGGGAAAGUCAAUUGAUUUCACUGGUGUUAAUGAGGCAAACAUGCGUUGGAUCCAGGACUUCCGAAUGAAAUCUUACGCAAAUCCUGCCAAGCUGGAAUCAACUGAUGGUGCCAGAUACCAUGCUUUGUUGAUUCCAGACUGUCCUGGUGCCAUGGUGGAUCUGGCAAACAGUGGUUACUUAGCUAGAAUAUUGCAGCAUUUCAGCUCUGAAAACAAACCCAUAUGUGCUGUUGGACAUGGAGCUGCCGCCUUAUGCUGUGCCACAAAUGAGGACAAAUCCUGGGUAUUUCAGGAAUACAGCUUAACAGGUCCCUGUGUGUAUGAACUAAUAAGACUGCCUAGUUUUGCCAGCUUGCCUAUUAUCUUUGAGGACUUUGCAAAAGAUUCUGGAGCUGUCUAUAGCGCCAGCAAAGCAGAUGCAGUGCAUGUUGUAUUGGACAGACACCUUGUCACUGGACAGAAUGAAAAUUCUACAGUUGCAGCUGUCCAGAACCUUAUUUUUCUUUGCAAUGGCAGCAGAAAAUGAUGGUGCUCUUUGUAAAUGGGAUGAAUACAGAAGUCGUCUUCAUCUUUGAGAAAUGGAAAGAAGAACACUGCACAUUUGUAAGGAUGGGGACUGUAAAUCAUGUGGUAAAAACCUUAAUUGAACUACGUUUUCCUGCGUUUUUUGAAAAAUAUUGUUCCAUCUUGUGUUAAUACAGAUUCUUAAAAGCCUGGUUGAAAAUUAACAUGAAAAACCAUGGUUUGCAGCUCUGUCAACAGCUGAACUCCUGAAUUAAAUAUUUUUGAAGCUAUUACUGUGUUAGUUAUCCAUGUGUCCAAAUCCUCAUCCUUGUGCAGGACUAUGUGGUAUUAGUUUACAGUUGUGGCAAUUAACGAUAACAUAAGAAUACAAAGUAAAGUAUUUGUUACACUUUCA